Ectocarpus siliculosus is the source of this 1560-nucleotide messenger RNA. The record is from the annotation of a GenBank genome assembly. NCBI's taxonomy places the organism in Eukaryota, Phaeophyceae, Ectocarpales, Ectocarpaceae.
AUGAUGAUGAUACCGGGGAGAGACGCGGACGGGGGGGUCGCGGACGGGUCUUCUAUUGGUGCCCGCAAGAGGCCCUCCCCCUCCCAGGGGGGAUGGUUCUAUACGUCUUCCACCCCGGCCGUGUCCGAGGGCGUCGCUGCCGCUCGCAUCAAGCGGGCCACGGGCGGGAAGGCAGAGAUGGCCGGCGGCAACGAUCACCCCGCCGCCGCGGGGGACCCGUGGGCGGCGGGAGCCGCCCGGGGCAACCCGUACGCCAGGAGCGGUGCCGGAGCUGCGGCGGCGGCAGCGGCUGCCCCCUGCUCCGCAGGCGGACCUCCUGAAAAGUCGGCUCACCGCGAUUCGUACCGCUACGCGCCCACGAACGGGCGGCACUGGGAGACAUACCGAGACCAGGAGGACUCGUACCCGAUGCACCCGAAGGUUGGGGGGGUAGGGUGGUACGAUUCGGAAGAGUCUGGCCUGUCGAGGUUGACGUCGUGCGACAGCGCGUCCUCGACGUGGGACGAGAUGCACGCGCGUCCCGGAGCGGGAGGGGGCGGGGACGUGUUCAACCGCAGCAGGUCGAGAGCGAUGGUGGCGAUGGAGAUGGCCCCCGCAGACGCCGGCGGCGCCGGCGCCUGCGCCGGCGGGAGGGACCCCCGUGACCCGCUGCGCGACCGGGGCGGGUACUCGCUCCACCACCCGGUGGUUUUUGUGCGGAAGGGGGUGGGCGCGGUUAAGCGGGUGGAGGGGCGCAGGGGUUACAACACCGGUGGCGGGGAGGCUUGCCCAUACGGGCGGGAUGGGCUGCAAAAAGGUCGGGAAGCCAGAAAAGGAGGUUGGGAGGUAUUCCCGCUGUGGGCUUAAGGCCCCCAGUUUUUUGGGGGGGUUGGGGGCCGGGGGGGCCAAGUCUUUUCCCGCCAGGGUUUUUGGGGUGGGCCUAUCGGGGGAAAAUCCCGUUUGGCCCAACGGGGGGGGCCAAGUGUGUCGGGGGGGGGGGGGGUACGGAAACACGCCGACCAGCGUGUCCGCGGUGCGGGAUAGGGUUCUAUUAUGUGAUGUUGUUGCUGGUGCUCUACCGGCGUGUUCUCACAUUGUUUGACGUAGACUGUACCACCACUGCUGCUGCUACUGAAAGUGCUGCUUUUUUUUUGCGGCGUUUGGUCGACUGCUUUUUUUUUUUGCGACAGGCUGGCGUUUUCGUGAUGUACCUGUUGCGCGCGUUUGCGAAACUUGAUUUGUUUGCCAUUCGUUGAGCAACAAGUUUCGCAACAAUGAUUUGAGGAGCGUUUCCAGCAGCAGCGAUUCUGUGUUUUUCUCUUGGCUCUUUAUUUUGGCGGUUGUUCUGACAAACUCGUGGCAUUUAUCACAUUUUUUUGGGGGGGAGUUCGCAGCAGCGGAAUUUGGGAGUUGAGGCGGGGCGUGCGGGUACCCCAGCGAACACAACGGUUCUCGUUUGUGCAUCUAUCUGGUUGGGAGUGGUUGAUAAGUGGGUUUUGGGGGCACGAAAAAGCAAGGGCCUUUUGAAAGAAGGCGGGGACAGAGGGCAAAGACACACUUAACUCUUGUUUGUUUGUGGUG